Molecule: messenger RNA, 4669 nt
Organism: Acipenser ruthenus (sterlet)
Lineage: Eukaryota; Metazoa; Chordata; Actinopteri; Acipenseriformes; Acipenseridae
Product: D-aminoacyl-tRNA deacylase 1-like
Exons: 5
Coding region: 523-1143 (206 amino acids)
Biological process (GO): tRNA metabolic process
Cellular component (GO): cytoplasm
Molecular function (GO): D-tyrosyl-tRNA(Tyr) deacylase activity
Source: RefSeq, a predicted model, not a curated record
GGCUGCUCCAACGCAGCACUUCUCAGAAUCCGCGCGACCUGUGCAGCCGCUGAAGUCCGUGGCUGCGUGACCUGGUGACGUCUUUUCUGACUGAGCUCACGCAGUCAGCACCUCCGGUCACAUUAUUUUUAAAGUAACAAAACCGGUUAUUCACUGCCAAACAUGAACUUUAUAUGUGUAAUGACUGCAGUAUAGGAUACUGACCUUAAGGUUAGGAUUUCGGUGUAGGGAGAGGAUUAUUCGUUGUUUUAUUAACAGUAAUAUGAUAGCCAAUCAGAGUGCAGUGUCCUGACAUGAGAAUUUUGUGUUAACAGUAAGUACAGGUCAGGCAGACUGCGAACUGGAACGGAUUUUCAGCAGAUUGGUGAAAGUUUGAAUGUGGUGAACGCAAUCACUGCUUGUAGUGGCUGUGGAAGUAGAGAGUGCAUUUGAACGAAAUGUGAAAAAACAAACAAACAAACAAGCAAACAAAACGGCAAGUCUAUUUAGAAACAAAACCAAAACAAAUACACACACAAAAAAAUGAAAGCAAUUAUUCAGAGGGUUGCUAAAGCCAGCGUGACAGUGGGAGAGGAACAGAUAAGUUCAAUUGGAAAAGGGAUUUGCGUGUUAUUAGGGAUCUCUGUGGAGGACACCCGAAAAGAUACUGAAUACAUGGUUCGAAAGAUUUUGAACCUGCGUUUGUUUGACGAUGAGAAUGGAAAGCACUGGUGUAAAAGUGUGAUGGAUAAACAGUACGAAGUGCUUUGUGUGAGCCAGUUCACCCUGCAGUGCAUCCUGAAGGGAAACAAACCUGACUAUCAUACCGCCAUGGCAGCAGAGCAGUCCGAGCCAUUCUACAACGACUUCCUUGAGCACAUGAGGAAGACUUACAAGCCAGAAGUGAUUAAAGAUGGGACGUUUGGAGCCUAUAUGCAAGUACGUAUUCAGAAUGAUGGACCCGUUACUAUAGAGUUAGAAUCGCCAACUGGACCCGCUGAUCUAAAGCAGGCAAAGCUGGAAAAGCAGCAGCAGUGGAAAGAAAAGACCAGAAGCAAGGGCCCCUCCGAGUCAGGCAAGGAGAAAGCCGCCUCACGUGCUGAAGUUGACCCCAGCACAAGCAGUGGAGCCGAGGGGGAUGUGUCAUCAGAAAGAGAGUCUUAGCCCUUUCCAGCCCACAUUUAUUUCCAAGUCAUUCAUAAAAUUACAUAUGCAUACAAUAAAUAUUAGAAAUGAGUUAAUUUGAGAUCAUUGGGCAACGCUGAAGUAAAAACACGUAAUUGUUUUUGUAAUUUUAUAAGAUUAUGUAAACAUUGUAAAAUACGUGUGUAGUAUCAGAAUGCUCUAAAAACAUUUUUAACAUAACUAUUUUCUCAAGCACAAACUAACAAGAUUUUUUCCUCAAAAAUUAAUAUCUCAGUUUGCUAAAAAAUAUUUGGUGUUAUCACAAAGGUAACUAAUUUAAAAAGCUAUAAUAAAACAUAUCCCUUUCCUAUCAAACAAAACCCUAAACUUUAUUAUAUUUUAUGUUGUUGAGUGUAACAUUCAUACUGUGUGUUUGCUUUUUUAAGCAAUUCCUGUCUUUUGUAGACACAGAUCCAAUCCACUUUUCCUCAUCAGAUGCAGGAGUAGGAUUUGAUACAGAGCUUACACCUUUGCUUUUCCUCCACAUGCUGAGGCCAGUGAGCCAUCCCAUCAAGUCACAUCAUCCACUGGUCUCUGGGAAACCUUGUGUCUAGGUGCAUCAUCUUCUAGGUAAUCCAGGGACUAUUUUGCACUCCAGGGACUUGCCAGCUUGAAGUAAUGCAUGGGCUACUUCAGAUUCAGAAGUAGAUUUUUAAGUUUUGAUCAGAUGGAAGACCUUCUACAAGUCUCAGCACAAUGUCCUCACUUAUGCCAAGGGAGGACUUCUCAGUGGUCUUUGUGGUGCCCUUGCCAACAUAAACUUCAAAAUCACAGACGAUUCCACUUAUUCCUGCACGGACAAAAUACCUUUAUCCCCCACUUGUGAGGCUUAUUUUUAAUAUAUUGCUUCAAAGAACGCCUUCCUUUGAAUGGGAUGAUCAUUCCAUCAAUUGAGUGGUUCUCCUCAAUAGGAAUUGCUUUUAGGUUUUCUUUGACUAAUGUUAGAAAAGGGCACACUUUGAAGAGUGGAUCAUAUUGACAUAAAUACGAUUAUCAAUUGAUUUAAAUAUUUAAAAAAUGUAUGCAUAAAAUAGAAGAUAAUGUAAUGAUGUCAUAGGGUGCACAGUACGGCAUGCAGCAGGUAUUGUGCAUAAUAGAGGCCCACUGACUCCAUUUAGAAUCACACAUUUUCAAACUUCAUAAAAAUAACCAAAAUAAUUGUAAGUCAUAAAAAACAUUUAGACUCUGUGUACAUACAUCGACUUAAUAUUUUGUUAACACAAUAACUGCAAUAAUUAAAUAAAUCAAUGUUCGAAUAAGUUAAAUUAGGUUAAGCAUAAUACAAGAAACACAUACCUUCAAAUCGUACACUCCAAGUCACAUGACCAAGCAAGCCCCCUCUCUCUCAUAUCCAUCACCAUUGGUCAAAAUUAUAACCAAUUAGUGCCUGUAUUACUACCAAUGUUCACACGUGUUUUUCUUGAGCAGAAACGGUGCAAUCCUAGCCCCUGAAACAACGAUUCCAUUUGGAAUCGCUGCUCUGGAAAGAACUGGAGCGCGGUAUGCUUUUUCAAACAGAAGAGAUUACCUUUAGUCCUGCUUCCCCUGACAGCCACACUUGUUCAAAUAUCAGUUUCCUGCCUCGGUUCAUCAUUUCAAAGAGGUGGUUGUUGUUCCCUCUAUCUCUUGUGUUGUUGAGGUUUGGGAGCUGAAGCUAGAGCUCCUUAAAUAUAUCUUACUUCAGGAAGUGUUUCCCAGAUGAGCACAGAAGCAGAGAGAGAAUGUCAUUGUUAUACAGAGUUGCCAGACUUGGGCUCAGAAUUCUAUUUAAAUAAUCACUACUUAAAAAAAAGUUUUGCACAAUUUUUGUGGUUGUUUAUAUAUUAAUACAGUGUUCUCUCACUACAACAAACCUGUUGGGGUCCAAGCCUUUUGUUCGUUAUAUUGAGGGGUUUGUUGUAGCGAAAGGACAUUCAGAAUGAAGGAUAAACUUGGAGUAAGUUAAUGAGAUGAGAUUGUGAAUAAAAGUAGAAUUACAUGUACCUGUUUGUCUCAUGUAUGCAGUGCUCUGUCUUUGCUUUAUCCUAUUUGUUAAAGAAUUAAAACGCAGUACAUAUAAAGCAAAAAUCCAGAAUUGAAGCUGAACUUUUCUUCAAAAUCAAUCUAACACGAAUCGUUUCAAAGUGCACCCAAUCUUAAUCCAACAUGCGAGAAUCCCAAACUGAACUUUUAUUCCAAAUCAACCCGACAUGAACAGCUUGAUAAAGAGAUACUAAACCGAAACAAAGUAAAAUGACCCAAACGGCCCUUUCACCUGUUGUGGGGAAGGGCAUAUUCCUUUGGGUAAGGCUCCAGACACUUCUUGAAACACAGCACAUCUUUAGUUUUUCACUCUUGGAACCAACUUAAAAAAAAAAAACUUUCCUUAAUAAAAAAUGAUCUAUGUUCUUGGUCAAAGGUCGAGGUUGAAAAAGCAAUUUAUGCUUCAAUAUUCAGCAGGCACUUGUGCCAGUGAGAAGCAAAGUUUAAUUUGUCAGACAAGCUGUUUGCUCUGUUUCAGAGUAAAUAGUGGCCGCUGUAUUCUCAUUAACGCAGACGCUUCUUUCGUCAUCUCUGGGAUGUGGGGAUAUAGUCCUGUCAAGUGUCACUAGAGUAUUGGUCUGACUUUUUUUGUUGGGCAUGGAAACAUCAAAAUGACAAUUGCCAACAAAAAAAAGGUCAAUUGAUGUGUGUGUCUACUGGACAAGUCAUCAAGAGAAAGCAAUACAGCCAAAAAUACUCAUCCCAGCAGGAAAUUGAUUGUUGUGGUGAAAAAUGUGUAGCUUUUCACUCAAGGCAAUGCCUACUAAAUCAUAAGGUUUCAGGAAAGUUUAUUCAUGUAUGAAAGAUGACAGGUUUUUACAUUCCCAAAAUCUUUGGAGAGGCUGUAGUAUCUAAUUUGAGUUCAGUGACCUACUGUAUAACAGCAAUAUGCUUUAAGUCAUUCUGAGGAAAAAAGGAUCAAGGGAUAGACACAAAGUAACAUAGGUCAGCUUCAGGAAAUAAAAAUCCAGAAAAUGUAUAUUUCUCAUGAGCCAUAAAAUGUGUUCUUACCAAGGUUUAAACACCCAUUGGUAACACUGUAAAUUAAGUGUUUCUAACUACAUACAGUAGUAACACAGUAAUGUUGCCAGUUGCUAGCCAGCUUUUGUAAUUACAUUGUAUGUACACAUGUUGUGUAUUUACAAUGUAGUUAGAAUGUAAACACACAUGCACUUACAGUGUAGUUAGAGACACAACAUAAACCUUAGUACUACUGUAACUGUUCCCCCCUCUCACGUAUUCAGUUAACUCUGAGGACACGCUACCUUUUAGAUCAUUUUCCCACUGCUUAUCCUUUAUAAUCAAAUACAUUCUAGUAGAUAUCUAACAAAAGCAAAUGUUCCAGGGGGUUACAUAACACAUAGGACAUGACCUCAUAAUUUUAACUGUAUGUUAUUUUGUGUCCAAUUACUAGACUUUUACUUAGAGUAGGUGAACUAGAUUGCAUAUUUAUGAUUGGUAAAAAUAAAACUGUAUCAUUGAA